AGGACUAUGGAAGACAGAAUCGUCGCUCAAGCUCAUAAUGAACUGGAACAAAUGUUAGACAUCUUGACAAACAGUUUCACAACAAUGCGAGAUCUCCUCGAAAGAUCAGGAAACCGGCGAAAUGAUCUGACGCGACGAAUCCAGGAAGUAAAUGUAGAGUUUACUCGCUUCCGUGCGAAUGGUAUGCGAAAUUCGUUUGAGCGGAAUCUCGCCCGGCAGGAGGAGGAACGAAGGAUGCGAAGAAGGACGGACUCUGACUCUUCUACGGAUUCGAACGAUAGCGAUUUUGACCUAGACUUCAUCUAUCCAGUCGACUUAUGGCAAUUUUCGUCGCCUUCAGCAAGUGGUGAUUCGAAUGCAUCCAGGAAUAUGGCAACAAGUUCACCACCUGAAAGCCAAACAUCAGUUCAACAAACUGCUGACACAAUAGCUGCUUCGACAUCAACUCCUCCAUCUACCACCAGCAAUAUAACUCCUUCUAGACCAACCACUAGUGAACAAUCAAACACAAUCAAAAGAAAAACCGCGUUUGAAAAAGAAGAUGCUCCACCGGCGAAACGAUCAAUGGCCACAUCCACCGAUGAUGCGUAUUUCUCUAAAUUUUAAGUCGAAGCGCAAGCGACUAUGUUCCACAGAACUCGGAAAUCGACAGCUGCUGAAAUCAUUUACCCCUCGUGCAAUACUACUUCAAAACUCAAAUUCUUCAAAUACUCGACUCAGAAUUUCCUGAUUUAAUUGCACUGAAUUA
Messenger RNA from Caenorhabditis elegans, 748 nucleotides. It is a transcript of the gene C14A11.9, whose product is annotated as DASH complex subunit DAM1. Bases 7 to 606 code for a protein of 199 amino acids. The transcript has 5 exons. The record is from RefSeq and is marked reviewed. NCBI's taxonomy places the organism in Eukaryota, Metazoa, Nematoda, Chromadorea, Rhabditida, Rhabditidae.